Daldinia decipiens is the source of this 939-nucleotide messenger RNA. Its product is annotated as oxidoreductase. NCBI's taxonomy places the organism in Eukaryota, Fungi, Ascomycota, Sordariomycetes, Xylariales, Hypoxylaceae. The record is from RefSeq and is a predicted model, not a curated record. The transcript has 4 exons. Bases 1 to 939 code for a protein of 312 amino acids.
AUGCCUGCGAUAUCUGGGUUCGUGAACUUCAACCCGGACAAGGAUAUCCCGUCUCUUCAGGGUAGAGUUAUCUUCGUUACGGGUACUGCUGGUCUUGGGCGAGCUUCAGUUAAAGCCCUUGCAAAACAUGACCCUACCCAUAUUUACUUCACCGGCCGCAAUGAACAAGCCGGCGAGGCGCUCAUCGAGGAGAUAAAGAAGACGAACCCGUCCGUCGGAAUGUCAUUCUUAAAAAUGGAUAUGACCUCACUGUCUUCGGUCAAGAAAGCUUGUGCUCAGUUUACUCAUGACCGCCUCGAUAUUCUUAUGUGCAAUGCCGGUAUCAUGGAUAAACCACCGACCCUAAGCGAGGAUGGCUUCGAGAUACACUUCGCAGUCAACCAUCUAGCACACGGCAUGAUCAUUCAGCAAGUCCUGCCUGUCUUACGGAGGACGGCUGAUUUGCCUGGCUCCGACGUGCGAGUUGUCGUUCUUACAUCCACUGGCUGGCGAGGACAUCCGAAGAAUGGCAUAGAUUUUGCUACUAUUCGUACCACGCAGGAAGACUUGACUUUGUUAGGAUUCAAUCUUCGCUAUGGACAAAGCAAAAUCGCAAAUAUAAUCUACGCAGCUGAGAUCGCGCGGCGGUACCCUAAGAUCAAGGCUGUGUCCAUCCACCCAGGUGUCGUCACUACAGAUCUAUUGAAUAGUUUGUCACCGAUGAGAAAAGCGUUUGUGUAUGGCGCAAACUGGAUGCUAGGUGGUGGCGUAGUGGACGAGAGUAUAGGUCGUCUAAACCAGCUCUGGGCGGCAGCAGGCGCGAAGAGAGAUGAGUUGGUGAAUGGAGCAUACUAUAAGCCCGUUGGCGUACAAGGAAAAUUGGAUAAGACAGCAAUGAGUGAGGAGUUAGGCCGUGAGCUAUGGUCAUGGACUGAUGAAAUGUUGGCGAAGGUGGAGUAG